AUGAGUAGUGUUGUCAACAAGAGCGGGACACGUUUUGCCCCGAAGAUCAAACAACGCCGGGCUGUUGUAGCAGCUCCAGAGAAAGAACCAGUGACGAGCAAUAAUGAAACUUCUAAAGAACCCGAAAAAGACAAUUCAGGACUGUCAGAGACUGCCAAAUCGACACAGACCACACUAACGGAGGAUAUGGAUCCUUUGAGUCAGAGCACUCAAAAGGUUGUGGGCCCGGAGGGAGAAACUAGUGGUUCUGGUAACUCUGCCUUAAUCGACCAAAGGAGAAGAUCCAGCAGGCUGGAUUCUUUGAGUAGUGCCAGCGCAGUUUUCAAGAGUGGGUUUAUGGAACCAGCUUCCGGUUCUGGGCUAUCAAGAGAAUCUGCGAAAAACCGUCGAUUGUCGAACAUUAGUGGACCACAGGCUAAGGGCAAGAAAAAACGAGCAAGUAGCAUAUCUGAAUCGGAUUCUUCCCUCCAGGCCAUUAAGAAAAGACGCAUGUCUUCCAGGUCGUCCAUAUCUCGCAAAACGGGGUCAGCCCAGCGGAUAAGCAUCUUGUCACAGCCCAACGGAUCCGAAGACCAUGCGGGAGCGACUGAGAAAGAUGCUCUGAAAAGUGAGGGUUCUGAGGAUCUUUUUCAGCGCACAGAUAGACUUUACGAGAAAUACACAAUCGCAACCGCUGCAGAAAUACCGAAAAAUAUUGCCGACAAUGAUUCUUCUCGAUAUCUGUUGGAUGAGGACAAUUUUACCAUUGCAGACCUGUGCAAACCCAAUCUGCCAAUCGGGGAAACUUCAGACAAUUUCCAAAGAGCUCAAGAUGCUUUGAAGGCCAAACAGCAAAACAGACUGAAAAGGAGAGCCAUGCGGUUGAAAGCGCGUGAAAAUUUCAGGCCAUUGAAUGAACUUAAUAAGGAAGAUGCUGAAAAACUGCUCCAAGAGCGGAAAAAAGCCGCCGAGGAGAUAAUGAACGCCGAGAUUCCCGAGCCAGAUAGAGGGCACAACGCAAUUCAGCUUCGCAUCAAUCAGGACGGUACUUUCGCAGUCGAUGAAGAGUCUACUGUAGUGGAUCGUCACAAAAGGGCCACUCUGGAACAUGCCCACAAACUGCGCAUGGAUGAAAACCCUUUCGCUAAUCUCUUUAACUCCGCCACUUAUGGGCGUCAGCAAUAUACCGAUCCCUGGACUGUCGACGAGCUUUUAAGAUUCUAUAAAGCGCUCUCCAUGUGGGGGACGGAUUUCAAUUUGAUAGCCCAGAUGUUUCCUUACCGGACAAGACGUCAGAUCAAGGCCAAGUUUGUCAACGAGGAGAAGAAGAAUCCUGUUAUGAUUGAGCUUGCGCUGCGUGCGAAGUUGCCACCAGAUUUUGAUCAUUAUUGCACAGAAAUUCGCAAAGAGCUGGUCUCACUAGAAGACUUCAACAGUAAAUUCCAGGAUCUCCAGAAGGACCACGAGAAGCAUCUUCUCGAAAUUGAAGUUUCGAAGCAGAGUGCAAAGGAGGAAGACUUACAGACCCAAAAGGUUAAAGAGAUGGAAAGCGUAAACAAGAAGACCUCAGGCGGUCUCAGACGCGACCAAUUGAAUGCUUACAGAAAAACUGAGGUCGUCCUGGGGACAAUUGAUCAGAUGAAAAGGCAGAGGGCACAGGAGCCCGAAGAAGAGGCAGACUAA
This is a messenger RNA of Lachancea sp. 'fantastica', 1662 nucleotides long. The record is from the annotation of a GenBank genome assembly. Lineage: Eukaryota; Fungi; Ascomycota; Saccharomycetes; Saccharomycetales; Saccharomycetaceae.